UGAAAUAACGCCGAGUAUCGCAUCGUAGAGAAAAAUAAAUUACAAACGGAAUGCAGUUAAUAAGACGUCAUGGCAACACAUGAUCAGAUUGAUCAUUCGAAGUCAGUUAUCAUUGUGCUCGCUACUAGGCAAAAACCGCUAGCGCGUUACUUGUCGCUUGAUUCAAACUGCAUCAUAUGAAUAUCACAGAAAACGUGUAAUUGUGUACAAAUAAUAGGAUUUUAAAAAGCAUACGUAGUAACACAACGAAUAAUGUGUAUAUAUAUAUGAAUUAAUAUUAAUUCGAUUAACACAUUAGAAUUAGUAGCGUGAGAAAAACAACUAAUUAAAAAUUCGACGGAAACUGAUUGAGUGCAAACAUUUACAAAAAAUGCAAAUUAUAUUUGGAACAAUUUUAUGUAUUUUAUGGAAAAGUUUAGUACUGACAAGAGCAACUAUCACGUUUAUGCCGAAAAAUACCACUUCAAACAGUCUUCAGAAAGAAAAUGUUUCCAUGUAUCCAGAUUUAAACUUCACGCAGGAUAUUUCACUGUACGAGAAAAGUGUUCAGCAUAUGCUAAAUUUCAAAUCUGACCGCAGUUACUCUGAUAGUACUGUGAAAAAUGAGCGAGAAGUCGAUGAAGAUACACUUGCAAAUACUUCUAUCAUCCCAGAAUCUAUCGAAAGCAGUUUGAAGAAACCAUCUCUCAGAGCAUUUGUACAAUUCGACAGUCAAUUCACAGAAAAAGUAAACGACAUUUUUGUGACAUUGAGAUGGAAUCAAUCCGAAUUUAUCGAUUUACAAAGAUACACAGUGCAAUGUUUUUUCAUCGAGGACUUAAAAGAGAUUCAAAUCUGCGACGAUAAAAAUAUCCCAACUAUAAUAUUGGAGCAUACGGUGCAUAAACUUAAACCUAAUACGACAUAUUAUUUCCGAGUACGUGCACAUACUGAAGAUGUUGCUGGUCCUUAUUCGGAUUUCAUCAAUGUGUCGACCACGCAUGAAAAUCCAAUACCUAAAUUAUUAUUAGUAACGGAUGUUGGCAUCCACAUAUUGGACUUAGAUUCAAAUACUAUGAAUAAUAUCGUUGAACAAAGGGACAUAAUAGAUGUCGCUUACUGCGCGCAAGAAGAUAAAAUUUAUUGGGUGCGCGGAAAUAAUUUAAUGACAUCGAAGAUUACUGAAAAUAAUCUAAUGACAUCAAAGAUUACUGAAAAUAAUAUCAUAAAAAUAGUUACCUUUGAUUAUAAGGCAUUAUAUGUGCUAUCUCUCUGCAUUGACUGGGUAGCAAGAAAUCUAUAUAUAUACUAUGAUAAUGGAGACUACUCUGCCACUGUAAAGUUCGAUUUAACAAUGUGGGAAAAUGGAAUAAUUAAAUUUGAUAAGAUUUAUAUGGCAAAAAAAGGUUUCGACCAUUUAAUUGUAUCACCGUCUAUGGGAAUUUUAUAUCGCAUAUCAUACAAUUGGACGAAUAAAAAAUAUGGUAUGAUGAAAUAUUUUGAUGGAAAAAACGAGCAAAUUGUUCAGAUAAAUUCAUCACUUUGCCAAUUUCCUUCUCUGGCUGAAAUGAAACAUACGAUAAUUGAUGACAUGAAUAAUGAGCCGUUAAUUUAUUGCUUAACUGAAAAUCACGUAAUUGUAACAAAUAUUAACGUUUCUAUGUGCAACACGAUUUUACAUAAGAAAAGCAUAAGUGAUAAUAUAAUCUUCGAAUCUAUAACGACUGACAAAAUAUACGUUUACAUUUUAGUGUUUACUAAAUCUAGGGUUUACUAUCUCUAUGCUUUGGAAAAGAAAUAUGCAAGUCUCAAGAGUUAUUUACAACCAUAUCCUCCAACGAGAUGUUUGACACCUUACGAAAAAGAUUAUAAUUUUGAGAAGGUGACUGCAACGACAGACAGCAUCAUUGUAAAUCUUCCGGAGCCGGUUGUAAAGAGUGGAUGCAAAAAAUAUAAUUUACCAACUACUAUAUAUACUAUCUCUGUAAGCUGUUUAGAUCACAAUCUCAACAAAUAUGAAGAAUUUAAUAUGCAGUCGUACGAGCGUUAUUACGAGAUUCAGAACUUAACACCAUUUACAAUGUACAAGUUGAAGUUUAAUUUAAGCAAUUUUUACUUUGAUCAAUUGUCAAUAAAUCCAUUCGAAUCGAAUGUGACACAAGUAAAAACUAAUUUGGGUAAGCUUAAUGCACCAAAAAACAUAAGUGUUGUAGCUUUGACGCCUACUAUAGCAGUGGUUCAUUGGAUGCCACUUAAGAAACUGAUCUGCGAGGCCGUGACCUACGAAGUGCAUUGGAAGUCAGUUACAUUAGUGAACGACACCCAACAAAAGAGCAAACAAUUUAUCAAUGUGCCGAAACGUAUGGCAGACGGCAGAUUUUUCACAAAAAUGAAAUUGUCGCUAUCAGUACAAGAUUACUUGAUAUACGUGCGUGUGUAUCCAAGUAAUUUCAGCGAUUUCUACAAUGAGAGUUUUUUCAAGAUCGAUCACAUAUACUCAGAACCAAACAAUAUUAUUUUGAGUGAGGCCAACAUAAAUAGCAUGAACAUUUCAUGGAUUUCAAACAUUAAUCUGACGGUUUUUUCUGCACUAGAGUAUAAAGAUGUUGCAACAGAAAAGUGGCAAACAACAAAUUAUGUUGAAAUAAAUUAUAACGAAAAAGUAAUAUAUCAUAUCGAAAAUUUGCAAUCGGGAACUUUAUACAAGUUUCGUUUGAUAUUGAGAUACCUCGAAUAUGAGGAGAAUUUUAUAUGGCCCGAUGAUGAAAGAUUUAUUUUUUCAACACAUGGUAGCAAACGUGAUAUUUCGAGCACUCCUGGAAUAACACCGGAAAAAUAUUACUUAUUAUUAUUGAUGUUAAGUUUAUUCGUUAUAAUUAUAAUUUGCGUCUUCUACUUUUAUCAUUUAUAUCGGCAACGCAGAAAUAAUAAUGAGCAACUUUUGUCUUCAACAAUGGUCGACAUGGAAUUAGCGAUUCUACAUGAAGUACCUUGCCGAAAUACUGAAUUCAAUAUGAUUUACAGUCCUAUGUUACAUUAUAAUCCGGAUGAAUGUGUGAUAACUAAAAUCGCACUUAAACAAAUUACAUUUACAAAACUUAUUGGUAGCGGCGCAUUCGGAAUGGUGUUUCAAGGAAGUGUGAAAAACUUAGAAAGAUCGGGCACAGAGAUAUCCGUUGCAAUAAAAACGAUACCAAAAGAUGCUUCUUCUCAUGAGAAAAAGAAAUUGUUAAAGGAAGCCGAGCUUAUGAAUCAUUUUCGACACAAACAUCUAUUAAGAUUGUUGGCCAUUUGUUUAGAUGGGGAUUCUCCGUUACUAGUGUUGGAAUUGAUGGAAACUGAUCUGUUAAAAUAUUUGAGAGAUUGUCGAAAUUUGCAAGCGUCAGAUACGUAUGCUUUGCGUUUGCAGGAUUUGCUCGCCAUGUGCGAAGAUGUUGCGCGAGGCUGUUGCUAUUUGGAAGAAUUGCGUUUGGUACAUAGAGAUUUAGCGUGUCGAAAUUGUUUAGUAUCCGCGAGAAAUCGCGAGAAUCGUAUCGUCAAAAUUGGAGAUUUUGGACUAGCUGGAGAUAUCUAUAGGAAUGAUUAUUAUCGCGUGAGAGGAGAAGGUCUGUUUCCUGUUCGUUGGAUGGCACCAGAAUCUUUGGUGAUUGGAAUAUUUACUUCUCUAAGUGAUGUUUGGUCAUUUGGGGUAUUAAUGUGGGAAAUUACAUCGUUGGGUGAGGAACCUUAUAAUGCCAAGACUAAUGAAGAAGUGGUAAAUUAUGUACGUGCUGGAGGCAGGUUGCCGAUGACUCUUAAUUGUCCGUCACCAUUGUAUCAGUUGAUGCUACGUUGCUGGAGUACAGCGGAUGCUAGACCAAAUUUCAAAUUUUGUCUGAAAAAUAUUAUAGUAUUAAGAGAGAACAUGGAAGAUGCCUUAUUGAGUCCAGUCGAUACUUUUUAGCUAUAGAUAUAAUUAAAUUAAUGUUUAUUUUCUGUU
Messenger RNA from Camponotus floridanus (Florida carpenter ant), 3958 nucleotides. Its product is annotated as proto-oncogene tyrosine-protein kinase ROS-like. Gene Ontology annotation, molecular function: protein binding; ATP binding; transmembrane receptor protein tyrosine kinase activity. Gene Ontology annotation, cellular component: signaling receptor complex; membrane. Gene Ontology annotation, biological process: cell surface receptor protein tyrosine kinase signaling pathway; regulation of TOR signaling; positive regulation of kinase activity. The coding region runs from base 371 to 3922 and encodes 1183 amino acids. Lineage: Eukaryota; Metazoa; Arthropoda; Insecta; Hymenoptera; Formicidae. The transcript is spliced from 10 exons. The record is from RefSeq and is a predicted model, not a curated record.